Plasmodium fragile is the source of this 693-nucleotide messenger RNA. RefSeq lists its product as uncharacterized. The transcript is spliced from 3 exons. Lineage: Eukaryota; Apicomplexa; Aconoidasida; Haemosporida; Plasmodiidae. Bases 1 to 693 code for a protein of 230 amino acids. The record is from RefSeq and is a predicted model, not a curated record.
AUGGAAGAUGUAUAUUCUGUGCAUUGCAACUAUUAUGCAUGGGCGGACUGGAGGCCCCCGCAUGGGUCACCCUACGUAGUUCCAAGCACGAGUGACAGAAUUAUAUGUACACUCAUGACUAAAGCAUUGUAUUUCAUGAAUGGGUGGAGUGCGACAUCAGGCGGCUGGCGACACAACGACAAUAAUAGUGAAGACUUGGAGAAACAUAUAAGGUGCGCAAUAGUAAAUAUAUUCAUGUAUAUAUUGCUGGCAUCUCCAUGCAGAAGUGAAAUGGGUGUAUAUUAUGCAUGGCAGACUGUGAAAGAGCUGGAGCAAGGUUCGACUGGAUUAAUUAACGCGCGCAAGUGCCAGCGGGGAGUGUUUACAGAUAUAAAAAUCGAGGAAUUGCACAUGGAGCAAAUGAUUAAGAACUGGUUACAGAACAACAACAGGUUGAGUGGAAAAAUUGGAGGGAAACGCAUAGAAAGCAUAUACGCGGACGACGACGAUGAUGACGAACAUGAUGAGGACCCGGAGGAGGACGACGCGAAUGCUAAACCAAAGAGUCCAGAGAAGGGUCCAAAUGGAACAGAUGAUAACAACAAGGACAAAGCACAACCGGCACCAGUGGACAAACCAGCGUCCAACCCUGGGGAACAAGCACAGGACCCAUCAUCGUCUUUACCAGAUGCAGAACCCAGUCAACCCAGUUAA